This is a messenger RNA of Lathyrus oleraceus (garden pea), 1326 nucleotides long. RefSeq lists its product as uncharacterized. The record is from RefSeq and is a predicted model, not a curated record. Lineage: Eukaryota; Viridiplantae; Streptophyta; Magnoliopsida; Fabales; Fabaceae. Bases 1 to 1326 code for a protein of 441 amino acids. The transcript has 3 exons.
AUGCCGAUUACCCGGGCUGCCCUUCACUCUCUAUACUACUAUCAGCGGACACCCAAUGGGGAGGAGACGCUGAUGUCGAAGAUACCGCUGAGGUGGCAGCGUGAUCAUUUCGAUCUCUCCACGGCGCAUUACCGAGUCAAGUAUGCGAUGCUCGGCGAGGAGGAUAGGCUCGCGUACAAGAAGCUGGUCGAUUACGUGCAGAGCUUCAGCUUGGGGUUCUGGGCGAAUCGACAGGGCGUGCCCUACCUGGAUGAGGCCGGGGAACUGAUCACCGAGGCGCGUUAUAUCAAUACGAAGGCUCUGCUCGAGUGUGAUACCGAGGAGGAAGCUCUGGCGUUAUUGAGUGCCAUGCCCAAUGCUCGUGAUCGGGUGCUGAAGCUAGCGAAUCAGGUCGGCGCUCCUGACCGGGUGCCCAAGAAGAAGAAGAAAACUGUGGCCCGUCCCUUGGAGACUGCUGGCGAUGCCGGGGCUAGUCCCUCGCAGGCGGCGAGCGUGAUUCCUUCCUCUCCUCCUCGAUCUAACCCGAUCAACAUUCCUGAUAGCAGUCCGUCGCCAGCGGCUUCUCCCCUCCAUAAACGGAAGCGUCCGGCUGGGGCCCUUACCAGGUCGUCUCCAGGAAGUUCGCAUGGACCGGGCAGCUAUCUUCUACCUCCCUGCUAUGUGGAACGGUCGUUCUUCAAGGCCGAGGAGUCGAUUGCUGUGCCUGCGCCUGAGGCCAAGGCUAUUCUGGACCAGGAUGUUGCUGCCCGGAGGAAAGAUCUGGCCAGGGAUAUUGCUGUUGUCAUCCGGGUGAUGGAGACGGCCAUGGUUUUGACCGACACUUCGGUCUCCACCGCCUCGCUGGAGGAUGCCCUUUUGCAGGUUCGGACGGAGAAGGAAAGACUAUCUAAAGAUCUGUCGGACUACAAAGAAGAGCAUCAGCUGCAGGAAGGGCUGAGCCAGAAGCUGGAGGAGGUGGAAAAGGAGAGGGACCAGUUGAAGGCUGCUAAGGCGAGCUUGGAAGAGCAGGUGGUCGACCAUCAGAAGCUGACCGAGGACAACGCUUGCCUACGGGCUCAGGUUGAGUCUCUCGAGGGAAAGGUCCGUCCUCUGGCAGAUGAGACCGAGGAGGAACACGCCCUUGGUUCGCGCGGUGAGCUGCUAGGGCAUAUUCGGACUCUCAACCAAGAUCUCGUGGCCUGCUUCAAAGAGGGUUUCGACAAUGCUGUCGAGCAGCUCGGGCUUCUGAACCCUGAGUUGGUGACAGUAGGGUCGGCCUAUAACUGCUGCGUCCGGGACGUUAUCAUGGCUUGCGUGCCUUAUGUAUUUGGCCUUCGGGCGUUGUAA